Brassica oleracea var. oleracea is the source of this 1633-nucleotide messenger RNA. Its product is annotated as 26S proteasome non-ATPase regulatory subunit 11 homolog. The record is from RefSeq and is a predicted model, not a curated record. Gene Ontology annotation, molecular function: structural molecule activity. Bases 161 to 1420 code for a protein of 419 amino acids. Lineage: Eukaryota; Viridiplantae; Streptophyta; Magnoliopsida; Brassicales; Brassicaceae. Gene Ontology annotation, cellular component: proteasome regulatory particle, lid subcomplex. The transcript has 2 exons. Gene Ontology annotation, biological process: ubiquitin-dependent protein catabolic process.
UUUAAAUAAAAUGACAAUUGUACCCUAAACCAAUACCUUUGUCUUCCCAACCAAGACAGAAUAAUCUUGGACACUUGUCUUACUCCACCAAUCGUCGAAUUGAAUUCCAUAGACGACGAUUCACAAAAGGGGUUUUGAGUUCUUUGCAUAAACAAACACAAUGGUUUCGUAUCCCGCUACCACCGAGACUAUCUCUCUAGCUCUAGAAGCCAACAGCUCAGAGGCUAUCCAGAUACUCUACCAGGUCUUGGAAGACCCUUCUUCAUCUCCAGAGGCUCUCCGUGUCAAGGAGCAAGCCAUUACUAACCUCUGCGACCGUCUCACCGAAGAGAAGCGAGGCGAGGAUCUCCGCACGCUCUUGACCAAGCUGAGACCUUUCUUUUCCCUAAUCCCCAAGGCCAAGACGGCCAAAAUCGUCAGAGGAAUCAUCGACGCCGUGGCCAAGAUACCCGGAACGACUGAUCUCCAGAUCACUCUCUGCAAGGAGAUGGUGCAGUGGACCCGCGCCGAGAAGCGUACUUUCCUCAGGCAGCGUGUGGAGGCGAGGCUCGCUGCUCUUUUGAUGGAGAACAAGGAGUAUGUUGAGGCUUUGGCGUUGCUGAGUACUCUGGUGAAAGAGGUUAGGAGGUUGGAUGAUAAGCUUCUUCUCGUUGACAUUGACUUGCUUGAGAGCAAACUUCACUUCUCGUUGAGGAACUUACCCAAGGCGAAAGCUGCGCUCACCGCAGCUAGGACUGCUGCUAACGCUAUCUAUGUUCCGCCGGCGCAGCAAGGUACUAUUGAUCUGCAGAGUGGGAUUCUUCACGCUGAGGAGAAGGAUUACAAAACCGGAUACAGCUACUUCUUUGAAGCCUUUGAGUCUUUCAACGCUCUUGGAGAUUCGAGAGCUGUUUUCAGUUUGAAGUACAUGUUGUUGUGCAAGAUCAUGGUCAGCCAAGCUGAUGACGUUGCGGGAAUCAUCUCCUCAAAGGCGGGACUCCAGUACGUUGGCCCUGAUCUUGAUGCCAUGAAGGCGGUGGCUGAUGCUCACUCGAAGAGGUCGUUGAAGCUGUUUGAGAACGCGCUACGUGACUACAAGGCGCAGCUGGAGGAUGACCCGAUUGUCCACAGGCAUCUCUCUUCUCUUUAUGAUACGCUUUUGGAGCAGAACCUCUGCCGUUUGAUCGAGCCCUUCUCACGAGUUGAGAUAGCUCACAUUGCGGAGUUGAUUGGGUUGCCUGUUGACCAUGUGGAGAAGAAGCUGUCUCAGAUGAUUCUUGACAAGAAAUUUGCGGGUACUUUGGAUCAAGGAGCUGGGUGUCUCAUCAUAUUCGAAGAUCCAAAGGCGGAUGCGAUCUACUCGGCUACUCUUGACACCAUUGCAAACAUGGAGAAGGUCGUUGACAGCCUUUAUGUCCGGUCUGCCAAAAUCAUGGCUUGAAUGAGUGAUUGAGUUCGUCGUUCUAUCUAUUUCUUUACUCCCUUUUUCGGUUUCUUAGUUAAUCGUUUGGACUCGAAAGAAACUGAUGCUUCUCAAUGGAGAAAGUGAAACUGUUUGGAUCGUUCCCAUUACAGAUGCAUGUAUUUGUCUUUACUGCUUAAAAUUUUUAGGAUUUGCUUUACGUAUGGAUGUUGCAGUUUCCUUCUCUUUCAA